AGAUGCUGCCUGGAGAGGGAACGGGAGGAGGUGACAGCAGGGCUCAGGGGACAUAGGGCAGGGGCUUGGGGCAGGGGACCUGGCCUCAGCACCGUGACAGCUCCAAGCCAGAGGGUACAGGGCCGUUGCUGGGCUGGGGGGAAGGAGAGGCUGUGCUGCCUGAGCUGGGGGCAGAGUGGAAGAGGACAGGACCCUGAGCCCUCCCAGUCCCCUAGGCGGGGAACACCAGCUGCCCCUAGGGUCUGACCUCAGCUAACCCUGAGGGCCCACAUGGGGCGCAGGGUCUAAUUUUAGCUCCAGCCACAGGGCUCCAGCCCAGGAGUGCCUGCCAGCGGGCACAGGGGUGGCCAGGCAAGGGGAGGAGUGGAAGACCAGCUCUGCUUCCUUCCAGCCUGCCCGCUGGCCACGCCACCCCCAUGGGAACCCUGACUAGUCCCCCAUGGCCUGGCAGACAGCCCCGCUCUCAGCUGAGGGCAAGGUCAGGGGGUGCGGCCAGGAGGGCAGAGGGACACAGCCUUGCAGUCUGGACAGGGGUUGCAUCAGCCUGAGUGGUGCCCAGGGGCAGGGAGCCCUGCCGGGAGGGCAAAGGCUGGCUUGGUUGUCCAAAGGCCGAGGAAGCAGAGUCCCGGGCAGGAAGGCGAGUCCAGAAAGCUGGGUCCUACCUGGCCUCCUCGUGCCUGGCCGGUGACUCACUGACCUGAGGCAGGCAGCCUGCUCCGGAUGGGCCUCAGUCUUCCCAUCUGUACAAUGAGAGUGCUGGACUAGAAGGCUGGUCCGGCUCCAGUCUCCGCCCUCGGGGCCCUGCUCUUCCCACUUGCUGGCAGAGGCCUCCCAGCUUCCCGCAGCCCUGGCUGUGGGUGGCCACAUGCAGUCGUGGAGAAGGAAGUCCCUCUGGCUGGCACUGUCAGCCUCCUGGCUGCUCCUCGUCCUCCUGGGAGGCUUCCCCCUCUUCCGCCCAGCAGUGUCCCCCAGACCUCGGCCCGGAGCCCCCCAAAGAUGGCCCCGCUGGCUGGACACAGAGCUCCUACAGAGUUUCUCGCAGCCUGGGGAGCUCCCAGAAGAUGCCCCUCGACCUCCUCAAGCCUCUCAUGGUAGCAGCUGCAACUGGGGAACCUGCUUUGACACCUCGAAGUGCAGGGGUGAUGGCCUCAAGGUAUUCGUGCACCCAGUGGCGGCAAGACCGGCAAGACCGAUCUCUGAGACUCAUCGCAAGAUCCUGGCUUCUGUGGAGGGCUCCCGCUACCACACAUUCAGCCCUGCCGAGGCCUGCCUCCUCCUCUUCCUCAGCCUGGACUCCCCAGCCGGAGAGUGCAGCCCGGCGCCUACGCCAUGGAACAGGGGCAGGAACCAUCUGGUCCUCAGUCUCCACCCAGCCCCCUGUCCCAGGACCUUCCAGCUGGGACAGGCUAUGGUGGCCGAGGCCAGCCCCACAGUGGACUCCUUCCGGCCUGGCUUCGAUGUGGCCCUCCCUCUUCUCCCUGAAGCCCACCCAUUGCGAGGUGGGGCUCCUGGCCAGCUGCGGCAGCACAGCCCCCAGCCCGGGGUAGCCCUGCUAGCCCUGGAAGAGGAGAGGGGUGGGUGGCGCACAGCAGGCGCCAACCCCUCUGCCUGCCCCUGGGAUGGGCACUGUGAGCAAGACCCCGGACCCGAGCAGACACACCCCAGGGAAACGCUGCCCAACGCCACCUUCUGCCUCAUCUCUGGCCAACGUGUGGAUGCCUCCCCGCGCUUUCUCCAAGCCCUGCAGGCUGGCUGCAUCCCUGUGCUUCUCAGUCCCCGCUGGGAGCUGCCCUUCUCUGACGUCAUCGACUGGUCCAAGGCAGCCAUCGUAGCUGACGAGAGGCUCCCACUUCAGGUCCUGGCUGCCCUCCAGGAGAUGCCCCCUGCAAGGGUCCUCGCCCUGCGUCAGCAGACCCAGUUUCUGUGGGACGCCUACUUCUCCUCGGUGGAGAAGGUCAUCCACACCACGCUGGAGAUUAUUCAGGACCGGAUCUUUGGCACAUCUGCUCACCCCUCACUGCUGUGGAACAGCCCCCCAGGGGCACUCCUGGCCCUGCCUACUUUUUCCACCAUCCCCCGGGACUUCCCCUUCUACCACCUGCAACAGGGCUCCCGGCCUGAGGGCAGAUUCAGCGCCCUGAUCUGGGUGGGGGCCCCAGGCCAGCCCCCCCUGAAGCUCAUCCAGGCGGUGGCAGGCUCCCAACACUGUGCCCAGAUCUUGGUUCUCUGGAGCAGUGAGCAGCCACUCCCAUCCAGGUGGCCGGAGACAGCAGCACCCUUGACAGUCAUGGACGGGCACAGGAAGGUCAGUGAUCGCUUCUUCCCGUACAGCGCCAUCAGCACCGACGCCAUCCUCAGCCUCGAUGCCCGCAGCAGCCUCUCCACAAGCGAGGUGGACUUUGCCUUUGUGGUGUGGCAGAGCUUUCCGGAGCGGAUGGUGGGCUUUCUGACAUGGAGCCACUUUUGGAACGAGGCCCUGGGUGGCUGGGGCUACACUACUGAGAGGGCCAACGAAUUCUCCAUGGUUCUCACCACAGCCGCCUUCUACCAUAGGUAUUACCACACUCUCUUCACCCACUCCCUGCCCAAGGCUCUGAGGACCCUGGCAGAUGAGGCACCCACCUGUGUGGACGUCCUGAUGAACUUCCUAGUAGCGGCAGUCACCAAGCUGCCCCCUAUCAAGGUGCCCUAUGGCAAGCAGCAGCAGGAGGCUGCUCCACUGGCAUCUGGGGGCCCCGGGUCCGGGCCAAAGCACCAGCCCCCAGACCCGGACUGCAUCAACCGGAUGGCGGCAGCGUUCGGCCACAUGCCCCUGGUGUCCUCUCGCCUGCGUCUGGACCCGGUGCUGUUUAAGGACCCGGUGUCGGUGCAGCGCAAGAAGUACCGCAGCCUGGAGAAGCCUUAGGAGGGACCGGCGAAAUCCCAGCCGGGCUCCCUGGGGACGCGGCACCUGCCGGCAGGCUUAGCCCCCGCUUGGGACAUCAGAGAACCAAUCAUAGCAGCCAGCCGGCAAACACGUCAGAGCCCUAUUGGCCAAUCACAGCCACGGCGCCCUGAGGGGCGGGGCCUCGCCCUCCCGCCGGGCCCCUUCCCGCACAGCCCGGGUGCGCCGCGCUCGCCCUGGUUGCCAGGCCUCGCCUCGGCCGCCCCCUCGCCUGGAACGCUGUUCUGUGCUUCUACCCAGCUAACUUCUGUCUUUCAGAUCGUCGCCUCCUCCGGGGACUUGCCUAACCCUCACCCUGUCCCCGACGGGUUCGGUCUCCUUUGUGCUUUCGCAGCCCGGCACUGUCUUGCAGUGUGCACACCAUCAGGCCCCAGGACGGGUCCCUGAGCCCCAAGGGCGGAUCGUGUCCUCUUCUCCCUGGCCUGGCAGGUGCGCCACAAACAUAUGAGUAGACGGAAGAGACAUCAACUGGGAGCCUGGCUCCAUGCCGGCGGUGGCAGGAACGUGUGGCCAGCGUGUGCCGAGAGACAAAACUCCGUCCUCCACGCCCCGGGGCUCCUAGUCGCGGGGGAAGGCAGCUUAGACCCCUACGUUGUCAGCCUCAGUCCUCGCGCCCCAGCCAAGGAGCAAAGGGGUGCAGGGAAGCGACGGCGGGGGGAACAAGAGGGGAUGGGAACGCAGGUGGUCCUCCCGGGCUCAGGCGCGGCCGUCGGCGCUGCAUCACCUACCUGGACCACUAGAGGUCAGCGCCGCACCUCUCUACCCCUCGAAAGGGAACAGUUUCAAACACCCCCUGCUCCGAGGGCCGGCAGGGGGACGCGGGUUAGCGGUGUGUGCAGCCCGAGGGCAGGAAACUGGGGAGAGGAAUCUGAAGGAUAGCCCCACCCCUGUGGCCUGCACACUUGGAACUCAGAAACAAGGGGCCAUUUCUAGGUGGGCUGGGCGCGAGCGGAGGCUGUCCCAAGCGCCCUAUAGGUAGGGAAUGGAGUGGGGGAGGGGACGCUAAGUUCUCCCGGGUUCACCCACCUGGAACUGGAAUUAUCACUUCCGAAAUAAAGCGCG
Molecule: messenger RNA, 4006 nt
Organism: Lemur catta (Ring-tailed lemur)
Lineage: Eukaryota; Metazoa; Chordata; Mammalia; Primates; Lemuridae
Gene: EXTL1
Product: exostosin like glycosyltransferase 1
Exons: 11
Coding region: 866-2905 (679 amino acids)
Cellular component (GO): membrane
Molecular function (GO): glycosyltransferase activity
Source: RefSeq, a predicted model, not a curated record